This is a messenger RNA of Pipistrellus nathusii (Nathusius's pipistrelle), 303 nucleotides long. NCBI's taxonomy places the organism in Eukaryota, Metazoa, Chordata, Mammalia, Chiroptera, Vespertilionidae. The record is from the annotation of a GenBank genome assembly.
AUGUUUGAUGCUGAUGGAAAUGGUUCUAUUGACAAAAAGGAACUGCUGAACAUCUUCAUGACUGUACAAGCCCUUAAUGGUCAGCAAACUCUGAGUCUUGAAGAAUUCGCCAACUUGGUGUUUCAUAAAAUUGAUAUAAACCAUGAUGGAGAAUUGACUUUAGAAGAGUUUAUCAGUGGAACAGUAAAAGAUCAGGAUCUUCUGGAAGUCAUUUCUGAGAACAUCAACUUCUCCAAUGUACUGAAAGUUAUCUGUAAUGGGAAGAAGGCAGACAUGAGAGGAGGUUUUCUUAAAACCCUCUAA